Panthera uncia (snow leopard) is the source of this 3816-nucleotide messenger RNA. It is a transcript of the gene PDZD7, whose product is annotated as PDZ domain containing 7. NCBI's taxonomy places the organism in Eukaryota, Metazoa, Chordata, Mammalia, Carnivora, Felidae. Gene Ontology annotation, biological process: sensory perception of sound; auditory receptor cell stereocilium organization. Gene Ontology annotation, cellular component: plasma membrane; cilium; stereocilium tip. The record is from RefSeq and is a predicted model, not a curated record. The coding region runs from base 228 to 2840 and encodes 870 amino acids. Gene Ontology annotation, molecular function: protein binding. The transcript has 16 exons.
AGCUCGCGCCCGCGCCCACCGGCUGGCUGGCGAGGCCGGCGGCCGCCGCACCAACAAGCAGGCCUGGAGCGCACACUGCUGUGAGGCAACGGAGGUGGGGGGCUCCCAGUCCCUGAGACCCCAGUCCCGCACGGAAGGCUCAUGGAGCCCGGGGCACGCGGGGCCCUUUGCUCCAGGGCUAGCAGAUUCUUUCUGGACCUGUAGGGCGCCACCCCAGUCUAGCCACAAUGGCGCACAGUUUUGCGGUGGGCUUCGACCCACUGGGCCUUGCAGACCUAAGCUCGGGCUCUCUGAGCUCCCUCUCCUCCCGAGGCCACCUGGGCAGCGACUCGGGCUCCGCAACGCGAUACCUGCUGAGGAAGCAGCAGCAGCGGCUGUUGAAUGGGCCCCCCCGCGGAAUCCGAGCCUCAUCGCCCAUGGGCCGUGUCAUCCUCAUCAACUCUCCCAUCGAAGCCAACAGUGAUGAGAGCGACAUCAUCCAUGCGGUCCGGGUGGAGAAGAGUCCAGCAGGGAGACUGGGUUUCAGUGUGCGGGGCGGCUCGGAGCAUGGCCUGGGCAUCUUCGUCAGCAAGGUGGAGGAGGGGAGCAGUGCAGAGCGGGCCGGCCUGUGCGUGGGGGACAAGAUCACGGAGGUGAAUGGGCUGAGCCUGGAGAGCACCACCAUGGGCAGCGCCGUGAAGGUGCUGACUGGCAGCAGCCGCCUGCACAUGAUGGUGAGGCGCAUGGGCCGAGUGCCGGGCAUCAAAUUCUCCAAAGAGAAGACCACGUGGGUGGAUGUGGUGAACCGGCGGCUGGUGGUGGAGAAGUGCCGGUCAACGCCGUCUGACAGCGGCUCGGAGGAUGGCGUGCGGCGCAUCGUCCACCUGUACACCACGUCAGACGACUUCUGUCUGGGCUUCAACAUCCGCGGGGGCAAGGAGUUCGGCCUGGGCAUCUAUGUGUCCAAAGUGGACCACGGUGGGCUGGCCGAGGAGAAUGGCAUCAAGGUGGGGGACCAGGUCCUGGCGGCCAACGGCGUCAGGUUCGACGACAUCAGCCACAGCCAGGCCGUGGAGGUGCUGAAGGGCCAAACACACAUCAUGCUGACCAUCAAGGUGGGCAGGACUGUGGGUAUCAGGGAGAGGCCAGACUAUAGAAGGACUUCCCUGACCGCUCUAGUACAUCAUUAUGCCCAUCGCUCUACAGUCUAUGGUUUUGCCAUAGCCAUCGGAGAGGGAGGGCAGGCAUUGCGCUCAGGAGAGGAGAAGAGGCAGAGGAAGAAGGAGAAGUUGGGGUCUCCUGGGGAGAAGGGAGCCCUGCAGCGCUCCAAGACACUGAUGAACCUCUUCUUCAAGGGAGGGCGGCAGGGGCGGCUGGCAGGGGACGGGCACAGAGAGGCCUGGACGCUGGACAGAGGGACCCCGGCCAAGCCCCGCCCUCACCUGGACCCGGAGAAAGGGGCAGUGGGGCCCGUGCAGAAGUUUGUCACAUGGAGACUGAGACGCGAGCGGGAGAGGGGCCGGGCCCUGCUCUCUGCCAGGUCUGGGAGCCCCUCUGGCCAGCUCCCUGAUGUGGAUGAGCGGGUGCAAGCCUGGGAGAGCCGACGGCCCCUUAUUCAGGACCUGGCCCGACGGCUGCUGACUGACGACGAGGUGCUGGCAGUCACCCGCCACUGCUCCCGGUAUGUGCACGAGGGCGGUGUGGAGGACCUGGUGAGGCCCCUGCUGGCCAUUCUGGACAGGCCCGCAAAGUUGCUGCUACUGAGGGACAUCAGGAGUGUGGUGGCCCCCACGGACCUGGGCCGCUUUGACAGCAUGGUGAUGCCCGUGGAGCUGGAGGCUUUUGAGGCCCUUAAGAGCCGGGCAGUGUGGCCUCCUGCCUUGAGACCAGCCCAGCAAGACGCACCUCCCAAGCGUCACCUCGUCACGCCCGUGCCUGAUAGCCGUGGAGGUUUCUAUCUGCUGCCUGUGAACGGCUUCUCAGAGGAGGAAGAUGAUGGGGAACUGAGGGAGCGGCUGGGGGGCCUCCAGCUCUCCCUGGGGGCCCCUGCUCCCCGCCACCCUCAUAAAGGGAUCCCCCCUCUCCAAGACGUGCCGGUAGAUGCCUUCACCCCACACCGAAGCACCCGCACCCCCCCUCCGCAACCACCCCCCGUGGCUCCCAGGCCCCCAAGGCCUAACUGGCUGCUGACAGAACCCCCGACCCUGGAGGACCCGCGGCAGAGCCAGGUCCAGGGCCCUGCCCGGAGCCGCAGCUGCAGCCGCAGCCGCAGCCGCAGCCGGGGCCGAGGCAAGUCCCCAGGACGCAGGCGCUCCCCGUCUCCAGCACCUAUCUCCACCCAGAGCGUGGCCAACGGGCGCUACCACAAGCCUCGGAAGGCCAGGCCACCUCUGCCUCGACCUCUGGAUGGGCAGGCAGCCAAGGCGGGAGGCCACCAAGGCCCCUCUGAGAAUGGAACUGGUGGGACAGCCGAGGAGACAGCCGCGAAGGCCCCUGGCGGGGAGCUGAGGACAGUCACGUUGUCCAAGAUGAAGCAGUCCUUGGGCAUCAGCAUUUCUGGGGGCAUUGAGUCCAAGGUGCAGCCCAUGGUGAAGAUAGAAAAGAUCUUCCCCGGGGGGGCUGCCUUCGUCAGUGGGGCCCUGCAGGCUGGCUUCGAGCUUGUGGCAGUGGAUGGAGAGAGCCUGGAGCAGGUGACCCACCAGCGAGCAGUAGAUACCAUCCGCCGAGCUUAUCGAAACAAGGCUCGGGAGCCCAUGGAGCUUGUGGUCAGGGUCCCUGGGCCCAGCCCACAACCCUUACCCCCCGAGUCGUCAGCCCUCGCCGAUCAGUGCCUUCCUGCUGACCAUUCCCCUGCCCGCUGACCCCCUCCUGGUACUCAUUCCUUCCCACUGCCUCCCAGAACCUCCCAUAAAUGCUCUUCCCACCAAUUCCCAGAUCCCUCCCACUGAUGCCAGUCUCCUCCAGCGGACCGCGAGCCCAGUCCCUUCUCCAACCCCUCCGGACUCCCGAUACUAACCCCAGACUCUCUCCACCUAUGCCGGGACUCUUCCCACUGACCUCAGAUCCUCCCGCUGCCUCCCAGGACCCUCCUGCUGUCUCCCAGACCUCCCCUCCUACCCUCCUCUCGGGAUUCAGGAACCUCUCACUCCUCCUCGACUUGCCUCCUCCCAGAGCUCCACACUGCUGGCGCAGACCUCCCCACUUUCUUCCCUCCCCCGCUGUCACUAAGGCUCUGCCCUUUCCAGAUAAACUUGGUGUCAAGGACAAGGUGCUGCGGGGUAGGCUGUGUCACCCGCGCACUGCCCCCAACCUCCCACGACUGGGAGAGGUUGGGAGAAAGCCAAGGUCUGGAGCUUGGGACUGGCGGGCCCUUUCUCAUGAGGCCCCCUUUAAUGCCCCCAAGCACUGAGGAACAUGGACUCUCAGGGCCCGGAGGGGUCAUUGCAUCCGUCCCCCAGCCCCAAGCAGUGUUCUGUGCAAGGGAUAGGAUGGAAAGCUUUUCUAGUUUCUCAAAUCCUGGGAGACCGCUUCAUGUGGUGGUCCGCUAGGACCUCACACUUUCCACUGGAUUUGUCCAUCCCCCAUCACCCUUUCUCUCCCCAAGACCUCCACGAGGGGUCAGAAAGAGGUGGGAGUCGGGGUCAAAGAAGUUCCCAUCAACUCUCUCCAGCACACUCGUCUUUUUUUACAAACAGAAAAAUUUUUAAUUUGUUUCUUUGGGUUUGUACAAGAAAUUUACAGUGUGGAAAAAUAUACAAGUGAAAACGAGGCCAUAAACCUGGGUGUGGGGAGGGGCCACUUGGUCACAAACACAAAUAAACAAGACGUUUCUGAGUU